Gryllus bimaculatus (two-spotted cricket) is the source of this 3048-nucleotide messenger RNA. The record is from the annotation of a GenBank genome assembly. NCBI's taxonomy places the organism in Eukaryota, Metazoa, Arthropoda, Insecta, Orthoptera, Gryllidae.
AUGAAGGUUAUGCCAGCUGUGGGUCUAUUUAAAUCUCUUUGUGGAGGCAUAUGCACAAUAACUAUAUAAUUUUUAACAACCGAUAUGGGGAAGCGAAAACGCGUUAACAAAAGAGUAAAUAACAGGAAGGAGGAUGGAGAUAAGGUGGAAGAAGCGAGUGUGAGCCAGGUGACCACGUGGGAUGAUUGGUGGAACAGAAAAGAAUCCGAGUUGGAGGAACGGUGGAGGAAGAGGGAAGUAGAGGUGGCGGAACAGUUGCUAAGUGGCGCCGAACGAGCAAUUAAGGAGAAGGUGGAGGCAAUGGCCGUCGCUGCGAAGGCCUGCCGGAGGAGGCAGCUGGAGGAAAUGGAGGAGCUCUGGAGGGAUCACGAAGCAGCGCUGGACGCCCAGUGGAGGAGCACCGCCGACACUGCCGUCGCGCGCUGCACCCGGGCCCUAGAGGGCGCCACCGCUGAAGUCCUCGAGAGGCAGACGAGAGACUUGGAGUGGAAGUGGAAGCUCAACGAAGCGGCGGUGGAAGAGCGAUGGAGUCUCGUUGUCGACGGAGAGAUCAGCGACACGAGCAAGGCCAUAGACUCAAUUUUUAAAAACUAUUGCGACUCUUCAGGAGACGGUGGUGAAAAGCGAGAAUCCCCGGAGAAAUCAGGCCUGGAAAAGCAGAUGAUGGAAGCUUCCGUAAAUCUUCAGGCACCUCCUCAUGAAAACCCAAUAGAACACAUCAAGAAAUUACUAGCUGCCACCGUAUCCUUUGAUCAAGUCGCUUGUAAAUCGACGGACAUCCAGGAGACGUACAUAUUUCAAGAGGACGAGACGCGUUGCGGGUCAGACAAGUUGCCUCUCGACAAAAACAUUUCCGUCGCAUUAGACGCUAUUCAAGAAAUACCUAUGUCCUCAAUGGAUGUUUCCGUCGCGGGAGAUUUGAAAGAGUCGAAGUUGCAGAAACCCGUCGACUCAGCGACUCAAGAUAGUUCAGUUAAAAUUUCGAAGUCGCAGAUGGUAGAUCGGGAUUCAAAUGAAAUUUCAAAACCACACUCAGAACUUUCCGAAGGAUCUUUCGUAUCACGUAAAGGAAUUGUAAUGCUGGAGGCUAUUCAAGAGGUAGAAAAGAUUUUGAACUUUGGGCAAGUGGGUACUGAUAAAGAAUCAAUCACAACUGCGAAUGUGAAAGCACUUUCAAAAGAUACUGAAGAAUUGUUCGUGUCGCAGGAAGGAUCUGUGGCGCUGAAGACAAAGCAAAACCAAGCUUUCGAAAUGCAGAAAGGUGCUUGUCAGCAAUCGCCUGCUUCUCCCACGCCCUUGUCUUCAGUGGCGGAGGACUUUGAUGACGAUGCAUGUGGCGCGCUGAGGGAGUGGGUGGAGGGCGCUGGGGCCUUAGAGGCGCGUGAUCCCCAGGAAUCGCUCUCUGGCUGCGAGGAGGAUCGCGGCGGGUCCAAGGAGGCCGUGACAGAUGCGCCUGGAGGAGCGCCCGCCGUCCAGACAACCAGGUGCCUGAAGGCGAAAGCAGCUCUUUUAGGAGACCAGAGAAAGCAUAUUGAGAUGUCCCGUGAAAAACAUCUUGUGGAAACGGGGAUGAAGUCUAUUAAGGGCGGGAAGUUGCAAACGGAAUACGAGGCGGAGAAGAGUAAAGACUUAAUGGCAUCGCCUUCAAGUAGCGAGAACAGCGACAACGAUUCUUCAGAGGCCGAGUCAACAACUGGUGUAUCUUCCACCUUCCAGAAAUUCCAGUGUCCGGAGUCGGAGGACAAAACUACCUUAGAAAAAGAGGGAAAGCGAAUUGAGGUCUCUCGUAGGGAACCAUUCUUGGAAAAGGAGACGAAGUUUAUUGAGGCAGAGAAAUCUCAAGUAAAGUCGGAGGAGAUUGAGAGUGAAGACCUGGAAGCAUCACCUUCAAGUAAUGAAGAUAAUGAAAGCGGGUCUGUGGAUGCCGUGAAAGCAAAUUCUGAAGCAUUGCUUUUCUCUAAGAAAUCAAAGAAAUCCAGUGAUUCUGAGGGCGAUGACAGGGUUAAUCGCUGCAAGAGCCCACACGUAACGUACACGACGAAGAAUGAUUUACUGGAGCAAACGGAGAAGACUAACUUCGAAGACAACACGAGCUCAGAGGAAGAAUCCGAGGCAGUGGACGAGGAAGACCUCGUAACAUUGACCACAGACGGAGACAACUCAAACGACAACGCGGACCAGGAGGUAAAACGGGCUAGAGAUGGUUACGAUAUGGCGUUUCUGCAAAUGCGUACUACAAUGAAUCUUCUCGAUCGUAGAUUUGACUCGCCGGAAGAACGUGAACGCACAGCACGCGCCACAGCGUCCAAAACCUUGGCCGCUUCCCCCGCCGCCGCCCGCGCCUUUGGCGAGCUAAGCCACCCGAAGGAAGAGGAAGAGGAGGAGGAAGCGCCUGAGAAACCCCCAGGAAGCGCCGUGAAGGACAAGACCUCCGACCAGUCGGACGAGGAGAGGACGCAAUUCGAAGACAGGGAGCUGUCUGAGGGCGAGAUGGAAGACCUGUUGGAAGUGUUCUUGGGAGAAACGUUUCUAACGAGGAAACAGCGCGCGAGCUGGAGGGUAUCGGACGCCGCGUCGGCCUUCGCCGCCGCCCCCGACGCCGCUCGCGCCCAGGGCGAGCAGCUGCGGGAGGCGUCGCGGCGCCGCGACGUGCAGAGGGUGCUGUCGCUGCGGGCGGCCGGCGCCGACCCCGACGCCCCCGACGCCCGAGGGGAGACGGCGCUGCACACGGCCGCGCGCGCAGCCGACGCGAGGAACGCGGUUGGCCAGACUGCUCUGCAUCUGGCUGCUGCGCGUGGUUGCGCCCGCUGUGUGGCGCAGCUGCUGAGCCGCGGGGCGGACGUGUGCGCAAAGGAUAUGUUCGGCCGCACGCCGCUGCACGGGGCGGCGCGCUGGGGGCGCAUGGCGGCUGCGCGCGCGCUCCUGGCGGCCGGCGCGCGUACUAGCAGCGAGGACGAGCGUGGCAAGACGCCCGUGGAUUUGGCGCUGAGUCGCGCUGUCGCCGAUCUGCUGAAGGUCUACGAGGAGGCAGCCAGCGCUGCAAAAUAG